Messenger RNA from Paramormyrops kingsleyae, 7543 nucleotides. RefSeq names its product Ras protein-specific guanine nucleotide-releasing factor 2b (gene rasgrf2b). NCBI's taxonomy places the organism in Eukaryota, Metazoa, Chordata, Actinopteri, Osteoglossiformes, Mormyridae. Gene Ontology annotation, cellular component: plasma membrane. Gene Ontology annotation, biological process: Ras protein signal transduction. Gene Ontology annotation, molecular function: guanyl-nucleotide exchange factor activity. The record is from RefSeq and is a predicted model, not a curated record.
AAUGAAAAAUGGAAAAAAAAAAAUUGGUUUAUUUAAAUAGACUGAUCGUGUCGUUUCGCUCCGCCCUUGUUUCUAGCAAUGCAAAUCCGCUCCGAUGAACUGCGCUGUCCGUCCCCUUAAGCCGAGGUCCGACGAGACCAUCCAGCCAGAAGCGCACACGGACCUGCCUUUAAGCCGGCAUCAAAGCCGAUUACAGAUCAUCUCAGAUGUGAUUUUCUUUUACCGUCUGUUCACUGGGUCAUUUUUGUACUCAGUUACAUGCAGGAUAAGCUUUUUUUCCCCCUCAUGUUAUCUGCUUGAUUGUGUUUUGCUGUUAUUUCUAUUAAAAAGUUAUCAUUUGGUAAAAUUGACGAGCUUUUGGUUCAGCCGUUUUUCAGGUUCAUUGGAGUAUUAGUUGCACCGCAUAAAAUAAUCCCACAGCAAAUAACUUUUAUAAUGAGGUUCGGCGGGAAAUUUUUUAUACCCUUCUUGUUAUAGCUUUAUCUAUUUUACUACAAUGUGAGAAGAACGCUGAAGUGUUAUGUAAGGUUAAUACAUUUUUUUACGCAGACGGAAAAUGCAGAAAAGUGUGAGAUACAAUGAGGGACAUGCUCUGUAUCUCUCUGUGGUUGCGCGUAAAGAAGGAACCAAGCGCGGAUAUCUCAGCAAGAAGACCACGGAGAACAGCCGAUGGCACGAAAAGUACUUUGCUUUAUAUCAAAAUGUCCUGUUUUAUUUUGAAAACGACCAGAGCUCUCGACCAUCUGGGAUUUAUUUAUUAGAAGGAUGCACAUGUGAGAGGGUCCCAGCCCCAAAAAUGUCCACUGUGGGUAAGGAGACGAUGGACAAGCUGCAGUACUUCCUGAUUGUUUUUGGCCACGAUGGGCAGAAACCGCUGGAGUUGAGGACGGAGGAAGAGGCGGAGUGCGAUGAGUGGGUGGAGGCCAUACAGCAGGCCAGUUACUCUGACAUCAUCAUUGAACGUGAGGUCCUGAUGCAGAAAUACAUCCACCUGGUACAGAUUGUGGAGACUGAGAAGGUGGCAGCAAAUCAACUUCGGACUCAACUGGAGGACCAGGAUACUGAAAUUGAAAGACUCAAAGCAGAGAUCAUCGCCUUGAAUAAGACCAAGGAGAGAAUGCGGCCUUAUCGGAUAUGUCAAAAGGAGGAAGACCCAGAUAUAAAAAAGAUAAAAAAGGUCCAGAGCUUCAUGCGUGGCUGGCUUUGUAGACGGAAGUGGAAGAUCAUUGUUCAGGACUAUAUCUGCUCUCCCCAUGCAGAGAGCAUGAGAAAGAGGAAUCAGAUCGUCUUCAACAUGGUGGAAGCCGAAACAGAAUACGUCCACCAGCUCUCCAUCCUAGUCAACUGCUUCCUGCGGCCGCUUCGCAUGGCGGCAAGCUCCAAGAAGCCGCCCAUCAGCCAUGAUGACGUAAGCAGCAUCUUUCUCAACAGUGAGACAAUUAUGUUUCUUCAUGAAAUAUUCCACCAAGGCCUCAAAGCAAGAAUAGCCAACUGGCCAACGUUAGUUCUAGCUGAUCUGUUUGACAUCCUACUACCUAUGCUGAACAUCUACCAGGAGUUUGUACGGAACCAUCAAUACAGCCUGCAGGUUCUAGCCAACUGCAAACAGAACCGGGACUUUGACAAGCUGCUUAAACAGUAUGAGUCCAAUGCAGCCUGCGAGGGGAGAAUGCUGGAGACCUUUCUUACAUACCCCAUGUUCCAGAUCCCCCGGUACAUCAUCACGCUUCAUGAGCUGCUGGCCCACACACCUCAUGAACAUGUGGAGCGCAAAAGCUUGGAGUUUGCCAAGUCGAAACUAGAGGAAUUGUCUAGGGUGAUGCAUGAUGAAGUUAGCGACACUGAGAACAUCCGCAAAAAUCUAGCCAUCGAGCGCAUGAUUGUGGAGGGCUGUGACAUUCUGCUGGACACCAGCCAGACGUUUGUGCGUCAAGGUUCUCUGAUUCAGCUUCCUUCUGUCGAGCGGGGGAAGCUCAGCAAGGUGCGCCUGGGCUCACUAUCCCUGAAGAAGGAAGGUGAGAGGCAGUGCUUCCUGUUCACCAAGCACUUUCUCAUCUGCACCCGCAGCUCCGGGGGCAAGCUGCACCUGCUGAAACAAGGAGGCGUUGUGUCUCUGAUCGAGUGCACACUCUUUGAGGAGCCUGAUGCCAAUGAUGAUGAAUCCAAGAACACAGGCCAGGUUUUCGGCCACCUGGACUUUAAGAUUGUGGUAGAGCCAUCAGAUGCUCCAGCAUUAACAAUAGUUCUGCUGGCCCCUUCCCGCCAAGAGAAAGCUGCCUGGACUAGUGAUAUCAGUCAGUGUAUUGACAACAUCCGCUGCAAUGGCCUCAUGACCAGCGUGUUUGAGGAAAACUCAAAAGUCACUGUACCUCACAUGAUCAAAUCCGACACUCGUCUCCAUAAGGAUGAUGUUGAUAUCUGCUUUAGCAAGACGCUCAACUCCUGCAAAGUUCCCCAGAUCCGCUACGCCAGCGUGGAGCGGUUGCUAGAGAGGCUGACUGACCUGAGAUUCCUCUCCAUCGACUUCCUAAACACCUUCCUGCACACCUACCGCAUCUUCACCACGGCCACAGUCGUCAUGGACAAAUUAGCUGACAUCUAUAAAAAGCCCUUUACCUCCAUUCCUGUCAGGGUCCAGUAUCAUUCAUUCGACCGUUUGUCCAUCACCUCCAUAUGUCCAGACUACAGUGGGAAGAUCAGGAAGCUUGCCUCGGAUCACUCAAAGUCUUUAGAGCUGUUCUUUGCCACCAAUCAGAAUAACCGCAGCGGGGAGUCCAGCAACGAGAAAUCUCCCCGUCUGUGUCGGAAGUUCUCAUCUCCACCACCCCUCUCGAUCUCCUCACGCACCUCUUCCCCAGUACGUGCUCGCAAGCUGUCGCUGAAUUCACCUGUUGGCACCAAGGUGGGUGCCUUGGACCUGUCCACCACCUCCUCUGUGUCCAGCAGUCCCACCUCCGGCCAAUACCCUAUCAUGUCUCCGCCACCUGGCAAUUCCAAGGCCCCCUUGGACCUAAGUAAGGGGCCCACCUCACCCGAGCAGUGUCCAGGGACCCCAGAGGACAACGGAGAGCUGCCUCGAGCAGAUGCUUUUUGUGGGAAAAUGCGGCGUAGCAUCCGGAGGGCGGUGUUGGAGUCUGUAUCACUGGACAAGUUUAGCCCAGAGACGCCUCAGGCCAGCGAAUCGGGCGAUUGUUCCCCUUGCCACUCCCCGUCUACACCCCGUCACCUCCGGUACCGACAGCCUGGAGUGCCAUCAGGUGAAAAUUCCCGUUGUACUGUGUCCCCCGCAUCAGCCUUUGCCAUCGCCACGGCGGCAGCUGGGCACAGCAGCCCUCCAGCUUUUAGCAACUCAGAAAGGAUGUGUGACAAGGAUUUUAUUAUACGCAGAGCAGCUACUAACAGAGUCCUGAAUGUCCUUCGUCACUGGGUCUCCAAACAUUCACAGGACUUUGAGAUGAACAGUGAGCUGAAGAUAUGUGUGAUCUCCCUGCUGGAAGAGGUGCUGCGGGACCCAGACCUGCUGCCCCAAGAGAGGAAAGCCACAGCAAACAUCCUCAGCGCUCUUUCUCAAGAUGACCAAGAGGAUGCACAGCUCAGGAUAGAGGACAUCUUGCAAAUGGCGGAAUGUCCCAAAGUGGAAUGCUUUGAAUCGCUAUCCGCAAUUGAACUGGCUGAACAGAUCACCCUGUUGGACCAUAUUGUCUUCAGGAGCAUCCCCUAUGAAGAGUUUCUUGGCCAGGGAUGGAUGAAGGUGGACAAGACUGAGAGGACACCUUAUAUCAUGAAGACGAGUCAGCACUUCAAUAAUAUGAGUAAUCUGGUAGCGUCUCAGAUCAUGUCCCACACAGACGUGGGUUCCAGGGCGAGCUCCAUUGAGAAGUGGGUAGCGGUGGCUGACAUCUGUCGAUGCCUUAACAAUUACAAUGGAGUUCUGGAGAUCACUUCUGCCUUUAAUCGGAGUGCCAUCUAUAGGCUGAAGAAGACAUGGACCAAAGUGUGCAAGCAGACAAAAGCACUGAUGGACAAACUGCAAAAGAUAGUUUCAUCUGAAGGAAGAUUUAAAAACUUAAGAGAAACCCUGAAAAACUGUAAUCCCCCCUGUGUCCCCUACCUGGGUAUGUACCUGACUGACCUGGCCUUUAUUGAGGAGGGCACACCUAACUUCACGGAGGAGGGCCUUGUCAACUUCUCCAAGAUGAGGAUGAUAUCACACAUUAUUCGAGAGAUUCGACAGUUCCAGCAGACCCCAUACAAGAUUGAACACCAACCAAAGGUCACUCAGUACCUACUCGACAAAACCCUAAUUAUGGAUGAAGACACACUAUAUGAUCUGUCACUCAAGAUUGAACCCAGAUUACCAGCUUAGACAGUCUCUUCUGUAGGGCUCUGGCAAGAUGUAGGCGCUGUCGACUUGGCAGCUGCAUGAGUACUAUUUGUAUUGGAUGGGUAGAGGUUGCUGUCAGUGAGUUAUCUGGGAGAGAGCAGCAUGUUGAGAAACAAGCAGAGUAAUUCCCAUGAAAUGCAAUGGCUAGACAGGAAGAAUGGCAGUGCUUGCAUUGUGGGUGCAAAGUGAAGAGCAGGAAGUAGAAAUGGCAUCUCACUCUUGCCUGGCUGCUUCAUUUGUGCUAAAUGGAAGGUAAAUGAGGCAACAGGAGCUGUUGCCAUGGAGACAGUGGAGACAAAAACAAUGUGAUUAUUCAUUCUGGUAGAAAUUAUUAAAGGAAAAAGUAAUAUAUUUAAAGUUAUGUAGCAUGUACAGAACUUCUCAGCACAUUGACUUCCUUCCUUACCAGUCACCCUUUAUUGACUCACCGUAGAUUACAGCUAUAAAGUCCGUGCUUAAUAAUGUUAAUAAGGAUCAAUUAAAGUUGGCAAAAUAGAGUAUUCUAACCACAGCUGAGUGCAGCAUGAACAAACCUAGUGAAUUUUUAGUAUGCUUUAGAAAAACAGUCUUUUUUCUUAGUAGGCCUGUAUACUUGUUCAUUAUUGUAAAUUAUAAUGUGUUCAUAGGAAAUAAGGUUCUUCCGUGAUUCCAUGGAAUUUUAAAUUUUACUUUCCUAAUUGUCCUAAUCUAUCUUCUAUCUUAAGAAUCUUUUGUUUUAGAGCCAGCUGCUUAUUGUAGCAGGCCAGAGUCUAGUUAAAAUGAAAGUAGAUAAUUGAGGUGCCUUUUAUUAAGAUGCAAGAAAAACACAUAUGUAUUAAUGUCCUAGAUUAUUUGCUUUUUCAUGAUGAUGAUUAUCAUUAUUAUCACUACUUAAAAUCCAGAGCUUACUUAUGAUCUAUUCACAGUAAAUAUUUUUAAAUAGAAAAAAACCUAUCAUGACCAAUAAUAUAUUUCAAGAGAUCAAAAUUAAAAUCAUAACCAAUGCUUUUAGAAAUCACUAACAUUCAUUGUGUAUGAAGUGAAGCACCUGGUGAUAUUUGUAGGUCUUGCCCUUUCACAAAUGCUGAGGAGUUCUGUUCAAUCUUGGACCUGCCAGUGGCAGCAAACAGGAAGGCAUCUGAGUGACCUUUCUCUGGAAGCCAUGGGAGACUCUACUGUAAAGUACAAAAUUAUGCCACGAGUUAAAGGGACCGCGGUAACUUUGAGCGAUUCACUUCCUUCACAGGUGAUUGCAAGCUCAGCUUAGAGGAAACUAUCUUAAUUGACAUUUUUCAAUUUAUGCUGUGAUGUUUCUCUUUUCUACUUAUGCUUGCUGUCCAAAUGGUAAUGACCGUAUGAACGAGGUCACCAGUGUGUGUGGCUUAAAUGAGGAUUCUAUGCUGGGUUUCCAAGCUCACUAUCCGUGUUGGUGAAGAGUUUAGUGGUCUGGGGGAGCUCAGACAAUAAGAGUCAUCUGGGGUAGCUUGGGGUAUCAGGCAUUCCAGACAUGUCCACUGGGCGGAGGCCCUGAGGCAGACCCAGAAUAUGCCUGAGGAAGAAGAGGUCUGGCCUGACCUGCCUAGCAUGUUACUCUCAUUGUCCACUGUUCAUUGUGGUAGGACUACAGUACCUAUAGUAAUGGCAGCUUAACAGGUGUGUUUGUAUAACAAUUUUUGCUUUUUGGUCCAAUAUAUAGAAAAUGGAAAUAUAACCUGACUGAACGACUGAACAAUGAAGCUUUUUAAAUAUUUAUUUUUGUUUAAUUUUAAUGUUCAAUAUUUAUUUUGCGUCUAUUUAAGUUCACGGUUCUUAUUUAACAUCUAUUACAAUAUUCAGCCCUGUCAGGUACUGCUGUUUAUACUCUUAAUGUUGAACUGGGCACUGUCUCAGUUACACUAUUGCUAAAUCCUAAGUCUUAGGCACUUAUUCCGAUACCAACAUACCAAUAUUUAUAAUUUGUCUUUGAAAACUGCAGGUUUUUGUUCAAUUUGAAAAAGACACCCUUUAAAUGCCUUUCACCACCAUUGCAAUAAUAAUUUAUUUUGAAUUUGUCUGAUUUCAGUCUUUGUGAAAAUCAUGUACCAUCUGUGCUACUUCAUAAUAGAGAAAUAGUCCUGACAUUUGGGUAUCAUAGAAAAUGCUGAUAAAAUGCCAUUUUAAAAUAUCUUUGUAUGGUUUGAGUAAUGAUUGGUAUGAUUGGUUAACUUAUAGAAACAAACUGCAUGUAAUUAAUUGUAUGCAUGUAAGAAACGGUACAUUAUAAAAAAAAAAAGUAGUCAGUGUAGGUAUUCUAGGUAACUACUGUGUCUUUCGUGUGUCUUUUUUUUUUUACAAAAAAAAAUGAAUAAUAAGAAGAAAUGGACAAACUGUUGCAAUGCAGUUGCUUAUUUAUCAGAUGAUCAGAUUUACCCAGCUUUUGCUUAAAACAUGUACAGUAAAAUCAAGGAACUGGCUUGGAACAAAAUAAAAACUGUGUAAAACCAGAUGAACAAGAGAGAAUUAUGGGUGCUUGGUGUAGCUUCAUAUAUGGUGACUGGAGAAUAUACUACAUAGAGAAACUGCUAAGAAUUUGGGGCCAGAGGAAGAAAUCACUGGACAAUCUGUUGACCUAAGUUAACCAGUGGGAACCACCUCAAAGUGCUGAAUGAUGUUAAAGUAGUAUGAAAAUGACAAGAUGGUGAAGGGAUCAGGUGGGGCAUUCUCUGCAGCUUUGUUAAGUUUACAGAUUUUUUUUUCCUUGUAAUGGUAUAAUAUUUCAUACUUGUUUGUACGUUACAAUAUUUUGUUAACGUUUGGAAUAUUUAAAAAAUGAUUUGUAAAGACAUUUCAAUCUUUUGUUUUAUGUGUCAUUAAUAUUUUCCUUUUACUUUCUGUAACUUCGGAAGAUGGCAAAGAAACAAAAUGUAGCACAAAUACAAAGUGGAUUUUUCCUGAUGUCUGAUGCCAUGAAAUAGCACAGUGUGCGAAUCCAGACAUGUACUAUGCAUUACUGCAGAAACACAUAAGGCUGCAUGCUGUGCAUGUUCCCCCAUCAUACUUCCCACUUCAGCACAUGCAUAUGUACAUUUACUGUAUUAUAUCUCUUUUUCUUUGUCCUUUGACUGUUAUGGAGGAUGUACAGCUAAUCUACAGUAUCUUAACUUUUUGCCUGUAUGUAAAAUAAAAUGUCUUUUCAGUUAA